AGACGGAAGCAUGAAAAAGAGCACCAAAGUAGUCACGAUGACUUCUCUUUAAAUAUGACAGUGAAGCUAUCAAAAGUGGGUCGUAUAUAUACGUUCGUGCAAAAAAAAAAAAAAAAAAGGUACUGCAUAUUCGAGAUUCGUGCUCGCUAUAGUUGAACGUACAGUUUAUGUUCUACAGACUAAAGGAUUUCCUCAGUCGGUUUGUACUGCCGAUUAAUUUUUAAAGUACUUGGUCGCUGCUGGCCCUUCUAAAAGAUGUCAUGGUUCAAUUACGUCAGUCAAAAGCCGGACCGCCAGCAGCAGUUUUCCACCGACAGCCGCAGAAUGUCGGCCACAGACGACUCGCGUGCGCCUUACGGCUCCAGGCUCAGGGGGGCACCGGCGACUGAGGCGUCACCGAGCAUGGCAACGCAAAACCGGGCUGGCUUCCCCUCCUGUCCUCCCACCCUGGAGAAUCUGACAUGCGGGUCUCCGAGCGGAGGCCAGCUGGGAGAACCGGAGCUCAUCUCUUACGUGAGCCUCCAGGAGCAGAGGUGCGUCCUGAGCUGGUUCCAGGGCUGGACUUCCUCUCAGCGGGAGAGAUUUCUGCAGGACCUGGUGGGCAAAGCUGUGCCUGGGAAGGUGUGCACCCUUCUCGACUCUCUCAGUACUCUUCAGGUUAAGGACAGACUACCAAACAUUUUCGAAUGCCAGCUACGCCUGUGGACACAAUGGUUUGAGUCUUGGGGAGAAGAAGAGCGCAAUCAUUUCGUGCACAUACUGGAAGAGAGGGAUCCUACAUUUGUCGCCCACUUUUACAACUGCGUAGCAGGUACAGCGGGGAGAGACUGAGUCAUGAUUGCAUCUUGAAACUCAGACUGGGACAAUCGGCAAAGUGAAUGUGCAUUGGUGUAAGAUACUCACUUCUUCCAAAAGAGAAAUAAAUGUAGGUGUGGGGUGUAACCUUUAUGUUAAAUAGAAUCCUGAGUAUUGUGACCAACUUUUUCAAAGUCUUGUUUCUUCAACAAUUCUUCAGGGAAACAUCACAAAGAAAUGUCUUUAUAAC
This is a messenger RNA of Phycodurus eques (leafy seadragon), 1045 nucleotides long. RefSeq names its product chromosome 13 C14orf119 homolog (gene c13h14orf119). NCBI's taxonomy places the organism in Eukaryota, Metazoa, Chordata, Actinopteri, Syngnathiformes, Syngnathidae. The coding region runs from base 256 to 831 and encodes 191 amino acids. The transcript has 2 exons. The record is from RefSeq and is a predicted model, not a curated record.